Aspergillus pseudonomiae is the source of this 1660-nucleotide messenger RNA. RefSeq names its product thymidylate synthase. The transcript has a single exon. Gene Ontology annotation, biological process: dTMP biosynthetic process. Bases 490 to 1491 code for a protein of 333 amino acids. Lineage: Eukaryota; Fungi; Ascomycota; Eurotiomycetes; Eurotiales; Aspergillaceae. The record is from RefSeq and is a predicted model, not a curated record. Gene Ontology annotation, cellular component: cytosol; mitochondrion. Gene Ontology annotation, molecular function: thymidylate synthase activity.
UGCCCAACCCGCCUUUGAAGGAUCUUGUGCUAACCACGAGCAGCCUUACAAUUCAUAAUGUUCAUUAUCUACUUUCCCUGAUGGGCGCUGCGCGACAGGCUAUCUUGGAGGACCGCUUCCCGGCAUUCUUACGGGAGUUCUUCAGCAAGCUGUAUGGAGACAAAUCUAAGUACCCGGAAUGGGCGGUGGGGGCGCUACGGGGGGUCGGCGUUGAUUUGAUGGAAGACUAGCAUAUAUAUCAUGUCUUUGAGCAUUAUAGAUAGCGUCUAAUGCAUAUAUCAUGGCGUUGUGAAUAGCAUGAAUAUCUCGGCCCUAAAGCUAGUAUAGAAAUGGCAAACCACGCAAACGACCCAUCACGUGCUCACGUGCCGCGUCGCGGACGCGUGUUGAUGCAACUGACGGAGAAGAUCCGAAAUCUCUCGAUUGAACCUCACAUCCUAAUACCAAACAAAGCCUUCCCACAGUUCACAACAGAAGAUACCAGCGAAAAUGUCACCCUCCGCUGAGACACCAUCAACUGGCACAAGCAACGGCAGCACGCCGAACGCCGCACACAACCCCAACCAUGAAGAACACCAAUAUCUCAACCUCAUCCGCACGAUCCUCGCCUCAGGUGAAUACCGACCCGACCGCACAGGCACAGGCACACGCUCCAUCUUCGCACCCCCUCAGCUCCGCUUCUCGCUCUCCAAGCCGGCCCCCAACCCCGCCGACGACCCCAUCCCCGUCCUGCCCCUCCUGACCACCAAGCGCGUCUUCCUCCGCGCCGUCGUCGCCGAGCUGCUCUGGUUCAUCUCCGGCUGCACCUCGUCGCAACCGCUCUCCGACCAAGGCGUCAAGAUCUGGGACGGCAACGGCAGCCGCGAGUUCCUCGACAAGGUGGGCCUGGGCCACCGCGAGGUCGGCGACCUGGGUCCCGUGUACGGGUUCCAAUGGCGACACUUCGGGGCCGAGUACGUCGACGCCAAAGCCGACUACACGGGGCAAGGGGUCGACCAGCUGGCCGAGGUCGUGCACAAGCUGAAGCACAACCCCUUCGACCGCCGCAUCAUCAUGAGCGCCUGGAACCCCGCCGACCUCAAGAAGAUGGCCCUCCCGCCCUGCCACAUGUUCGCCCAGUUCUACGUCUCCUACCCCGACGGCCCGGACCACAAGGGCCAUCUCCACUGCCAGCUCUACCAGCGCUCGUGUGACGUCGCCCUCGGCGUGCCCUUCAAUAUCGCCUCCUACGCCCUCUUGACCCACAUGCUGGCUCAUGCUGUCGACCUGCACCCCGGUACCUUUGUUCAUGCCAUGGGUGAUACCCAUGUCUACCUCGACCAUGUCGAGCCCUUGCAGGAGCAGCUGGUGCGCGAGCCGACGGAGUUCCCGGAGUUGAAGAUUUCUCGUGAUGACCGCGGUAGUGGGGUGGUUGAUGGUUGGAAGCCGGAGGAUUUCGAAGUCGUCGGGUAUAAUCCUCACAAGGCUAUCAAGAUGAAGAUGAGCGUUUAGUUACGUUUGCUUUUUUUUUUUUUUUUUUUUUUUUUUUUUUUUCUCCUCGUGCGUGAUAUACCUUGUUUUGCUUUUCCUUUCGUCCAAAAGAUAGGCUAUUUAUGAACUUAUGUAUGUAUUGGAUGUGGUCGACAAAUAUAUAGAGUGAGUUAUAUAGAUUGCUCAACGA